This is a messenger RNA of Protopolystoma xenopodis, 501 nucleotides long. NCBI's taxonomy places the organism in Eukaryota, Metazoa, Platyhelminthes, Monogenea, Polystomatidea, Polystomatidae. The record is from the annotation of a GenBank genome assembly.
AUGCUUGACAGUCGGGAACAAACGCUCCUGAUCCCUGGUCCUUCUAAAGAUGUCGAGCUUAAAUUGCCGCAACUUUCAAAGAAGGACCAAGCGAAAAUGCUUGGUUUCAUACACGCAAGCUUUUCUCAUGGCGAUGUGGUCAUUUUCGUUCCUGUGCCCGGCAACAGGCACUCUGUUGUGACCAAUCACGGUAACACAACGGCCUCUCGCACUGAAUCGUGGGCAGAUCGGCAACUCUUAACUUCUUUUCCUUUGGAUUCCGAUCUUCCAAGUGCUAUCUCUCCACUACCACAGUUGACUGAUCGCCAGAAGGCCUCUCGUCUUCUCUCCAAGUCGGUCUUGGGCCUUGCCCUACCAGGGAUACCUUCACUAUCAUCAUCUCGUCCUCACAUCACCGACACAAUCCCCACCAUAAAACCGGCCACAGGGGAACGACCUCAGGCCGUUACGUCUAGUCCCAGCAAAACUAGUGAGAGCAAUGAUUUUUUAAGGCUAUUUUAG